Chlamydomonas reinhardtii is the source of this 2708-nucleotide messenger RNA. RefSeq lists its product as uncharacterized. NCBI's taxonomy places the organism in Eukaryota, Viridiplantae, Chlorophyta, Chlorophyceae, Chlamydomonadales, Chlamydomonadaceae. The record is from RefSeq and is a predicted model, not a curated record. Bases 64 to 2262 code for a protein of 732 amino acids. Gene Ontology annotation, molecular function: GTP binding; translation elongation factor activity; GTPase activity. Gene Ontology annotation, biological process: translational elongation; translation. The transcript has 12 exons.
AUUAUGUUGGAAAACCUUCUCCUGAUCUGAAAGCGCUGCUUUGCAAGGGCCAGGACCGAUAACAUGGCCGCGCCGGGCAGCUCUGCGGAGGCUCAGCCCUCUGGGGGCCCGGCGCACGCCGCGGUGGUGUUUGUAGGGCACCAUCAGGCUGGCAAAAGCACAAUCGCGGGGCACAUCAUUAUGAAGCUCGGGGGCCUAGACAAGCGGCUGCUGGACCGCGUGGAGAGGGACACCAGCAAUCGGCCCGCCUCGCGCUACGCUUGGGUCCUAGAUAGGCACAAGCUGGAGCGCGACCGCGCCAUGAGCGUGGAUCUCAAGAUCUGCCGGGUGGCGGCGCCGCCGGGGGCCGCGGCCGUGGCGGCGGCGGCUGGGCUGGAGGCGGCGGGCGGCGAGGGCGGCCUGUCGCUCACGCUGCUUGACACGCCCGGCCACCCAGACUACCUGCGGAACACCAUCGCCGCCAUCACACAGGCUGACGUGGCGGUGCUGGUGGUGGACUGUCGGCCCGCGGUGCUGGAGUCCGCCUCCUCCGCCGCGCAGGGCCGUGACCUGGCGCUGCUGGCGCUCAACCUGGCGGCAAACCACAAGACGCUGGUUGUGGCGGUGAACCAGCUGGAUGUGGCGUACGAGUCGGAGGCGGCGGAGGCGCGCUUCAACGAGGCGUGUGCGGUGCUGCCCAAGAUGAUCCGGCAGCGCAAGGAGUCGCUGGUGUUUGUACCAGUGAGCGGCUACACGGGGGACAACCUGGUCAAGGCCGCGCCCGCCCGCAUGCCCUGGUACUCGGGGCCCACACUUCUGGAGGCCAUUGCGGCGGCGGCGGCCACAGCCCGGCCGGCGGCGGCGGCGGCGGCGGCGGCGGCGGCGGCGCCGGGCGGCGUGGCGGCGUCGGAGCUGCCGCUGCGACUGCCCAUCCUGAACGUGUACAAGGUGGGCGGCAUCGGCACGGUACCGGUGGGGCGAGUCGCCGGCGGCAGCCUGCGGCGCGGCGGAGCCGCCACCCUCCUGCCCGGGCCGCGGUCGCGCGGCCUGCCGCAGCAGGGGCAGCAGCAGCCGCAGGCGGCGCCGCAGGCGGCGCCGCAGGCGUCGGCACAGGUGCAGGCGCAAGCGUCGGCGCAGCCACCUCAACCGCAGCAGCAGGCAGGCGCGCCGGCGGCUGCGCCGGCACCAGCGCAGCCGGCGCCAACCUCCCAUGCAUCUGCAGAGGCGGCACAAGCGGCGGCGCCGCCGGCGGCAGGGGACGGAGUGGAGGCGGGGCCGGGCGGCGCGGCGGCUGAGUCAAGCUCGGGUGCGGGGGGGCCUUCGACUGCUGUCGCUGUUGCGGCCGCCGCGCCUGUGGCAACUGCGGCCGCGGCGGGAAGCGCUGGGGCGUCUGGGCAAGGGCCGGCUCCGGGGGCUGCGGUUCCGCCUGUGCCGGCCUCGGCCUCGGCCUCCACGGCGCCGGUGCUGCCCAUUCGCUCCAUUGAGGCGUUCCACGACAGCAGAGCGGCUGCGGUCGCGGGCGACUUCGUGGGUGUGGCCAUCAGGGGACUGCCGGUGGCGGCGCUGCGGCGGGGGCAUGUGCUGUGCGGCGGCGGCGGCGGCGGCAGUGGUGCGGCAGGAGCAGGAGGCGGCGGCGGCGGGGGAGGGGGCGGGGGCGAGCCGGCGUGUGUGGCUGCGUCCUUCACCGCUCGAGUGCAGGUCCACCGCGACCCCACCUCCAAGCGGCCCCACCCCUCCGCCGCCACACCCCCGGGCAUGGCGGUGGGGAGGUACGUGCCGCUGGUGGCCAUACACACAGCCCAGGCGCCCUGCCGGCUGCUACGGGCCAGCAAAUUGAACACCAAGGGCGAGGUGGUGGAGGCGGAUGUCAAGUACCUGCGGGAGGGAGACAUUGCAGAGGUGGAGCUGGCUCCGCUGCGGCCGCUGGUGGUGGAGCCGUUCCGCAGCUACCCGCACCUGGGUCGUUUCGCGGUGCGCGCCAGCUGCCGGCAGCAGAUGCGCGGCGUGGGCGUCAUUACGCCGGUGGUGGUGGCGGUGGGCCGCGUGGAGUCGGUCAACUACGUUCGCCUAGAAGACUUCAGUCCGCCCGCGGCGCCGCGCGAUGUGCUCGCCAAGCGGACAGCCCGGAAAGCCCGCGGCGCUUCGGGCGCGGCAGGCUUUGAUGACACGGCGGCCGGUGGUGCGGGAGGUGAAGGAGCGGCGGGGGCGGGGGCGGGCGAGGCGGGGGAGCGGGUGACGAUCGACAUGUCUGGCGAGGCGGAGGAGGGCGGCGGGCCGGAGUGAAGGAAGACAAGGCGAUUGGGAUUUGGAAGGGAGGUUGCAGAUGGCGGGGCUCGCUGAUGGCGGGCCCCUUUGCUACUGGGCCUGUGAGACGGGCGUGGGCGUGUGGAUGCGCCGACGUGUGAAUGAGAGGUUGAUGAGAGCUUGUAACGCGACCUGUGCGAGCUGCGGCAGCGGGUGUGCACAAGACAAGAGCGGCAGGCUCUUGCGCAAUUCAGGAGCGGGAGAGGGGUUGCACAUGGGUGAUGGAGGGUGAUGGGUGCCGCGUGGCGGGCCUGGGGCGGGGGCUUCGUGAAGUAUCAAGUACCGCUGGAGGCAGAGCUCUACACGUGUAGGCAUCUGGGUUGGGCGUGGCGAGCCCAGUUUGGCGCAGGGGAGGUGGACUCCUGCGACUUGGCGCAGGGGAGGCCGCGUGCCAAGACCCGGCCAAGCGCAGGCACCCAAUGCCU